Molecule: messenger RNA, 1035 nt
Organism: Phragmites australis (common reed)
Lineage: Eukaryota; Viridiplantae; Streptophyta; Magnoliopsida; Poales; Poaceae
Exons: 2
Coding region: 1-1035 (344 amino acids)
Source: RefSeq, a predicted model, not a curated record
AUGCCAAAAUCCCGCCUUUUGAACGAGGAGGGCGUGGAGAAGGUGCGGAAGCUUAUGGUCAGGGCUGGCCAGCGGGGAGCAUCGGUGGUGACGCCGGCCACCCAUCCACCCACCCCGCGUGGGCCCGGGCAGAUCGUCAUCUUUGCCUCCUUCGUGGCUGCCAGUCUGGUGCCGCCGUUUUCAACGUUCUUCAUGCAAGUGCUGGACACUUACGUCGUCCAGUUGGCCCACCUGAGCCCGAAUUCGGUGGUGAUCCUGGCGGUCUUCGCCCACCUCUGCGAGAUGUUCAUAGGGGUGUCGUCAUCUAUGGCGCUCUUUCGGCACUUCUUCAUCCUCCGAGCGGCCGGGAAGAAGAAGGGGUCGGACGAUGUGGAGGUUGUGGGCUGCUGCAAUUUCCUCCUACGAGAGGGUGCCGGCGACACCUACAUCCAGCAGUCCUCAAUUGAACUUUUCAAGCGCUGCGUCCACCAAUCCUGCAUUCCCGCGGAGCACCGCACGGCCCUGAUCCAGCCCGUCGAUGUGGAGAAUUUCCUCUCUGUAGAUUGCUACCCGACCUUGAGAUCUAAGAACGGGGGCUCCAAUUUGGGGCUGAAUCUGGAGGCUUACGCCAGGGAUCCCACCUCUGUGGCUGGGGGUAACGCUGUGAGGAAGGCUGUGGAGCUGAAAUCAGCUUCCAAGCGGGGUAAGGACGUGCUUGCCCUCGCCGGCAUUGGGGGCGAUGGGUCUGAUGGGAGAGGAAGUGGUGAUCCGGCAUUGCUGGAUGAGGAAUUGGCGUUGCAGCUGCAUCUGGCAAUGAAUCGAUCACAGAGGAUUUCACGUUCAGGGAACUCGUCUGGUGGUGGCUCCACCGAGCAGGACAAGGGGAAGAAAGAUGUGGUUGGUGGAAGGAAGGGUAAUGGCGCUCAGGAUAUUUGUGAAACCAAUAUGAUGGCUCAGCUUGAUGAUGAAGCAAAACCGGGUUGCAAUAUGGUUUCAAAGGGUUUUUUUAGGAGAUUUGAUCCCUCAGUCACCGUGGUUCUUGCUCUUAAUGUGUGA